GCUCGCAUCAUCGCUGUCAACUGUACCAAACAGCAGGAACGUAAACACGUCGUAGAAAAAGCGACGACAUCGCACCGAUCGAGAGAAUUCCCUGUUCGCUCGUCGCCAUCGCCAGUCGCAAUCCCUUUGUUCUCCGCUCGUUAGUGCCGCGGGCAUUUUGUGUGUGCGUGUGUGUCUAAUUUAAAGUGUAAUAUACAAAACCCUCCUUAAUAUACUAAAAUGAUUCGCAUCGGGCAGUUGGUAGUGCGAAACGCACCUAAGGUUAAGGGCAUCGAGAUCAAAAGAUGCCUUUCCGCUGCCCCCCAGGCCAAACAGGCCGAAGCUCCACAGGCUGCCCCAUCGGAGGCCGAAAAGCGGCCCAACAUGUCCUUCCUGACGAACAUCUUCCGGGGCCACGUGGAACCGGCCCAAGUCUUUCCCUACCCGGAAGCGCUGGACGCCGAGCAGAAGGAGUACAUUGCGUCGUUUGUGGACCCCGUAACCAAGUUCUUCGAGGAGGUGAACGAUCCAGUAAAGAACGAUGUAAAUGCUGCGAUCGACGAAAAAACGACCGAAGCGCUGUGGGAGCUGGGCGCGUUCUCGCUGAUGGUACCGCCGGAAUACGGUGGACUUGGGCUAAACAACACACAGUACUCCCGCAUGUGUGACAUUAUCGGUGGCCAGGAUCUGGGUCUGGGCAUUUUCAUCGGCGCUCAUCAGAGUAUUGGCUUUAAGGGUAUUAUGCUGUACGGCGAUGAGCGACAGAAGCAAAAGUAUCUGCCGAUGGUAUCAACGGGCAAAGUGUAUGCCGCCUUUGCGCUCACCGAACCAAGCUCCGGAUCGGAUGCCGGUUCGAUCCGCUGCCGAGCGGUCAAGUCCGCCGACGGUAAACACUACGUGCUGAAUGGUUCGAAAAUCUGGAUCUCGAACGGUGGCAUUGCGGACAUUAUGACGGUGUUUGCGCAGACCGAGCUGGAGGAUCCAAAGACGGGCCAGAAGAAGGAUAAGGUGACGGCGUUCAUUGUGGAGCGUGGAUUCGGGGGCGUUAGCAAUGGUCCGCCCGAAAACAAGAUGGGCAUCAAGUGCUCGAACACGGCCGAAGUGUACUUUGAGGAUGUAAAGAUCCCGAUUGAGAAUGUGCUCGGCGGAGAGGGCAACGGGUUUAAGGUUGCGAUGAACAUCCUGAACAAUGGACGGUUCGGUAUGGCGGCCACGCUGUCCGGUACGAUGCGUGCCUGCAUCCAGAAGGCGGCCGAACAUGCGACGAACCGUGUCCAGUUCGGGCGUAAGAUUGAAACGUUCGGCGGGGUGCAGGAGAAGCUGGCCCGCAUGGCGAUGCACCAUUACGCUACCCAGUCGAUGGCGUACAUGAUCUCGGGCAACAUGGACACGGGCUCGCUCGAUUACCAUCUGGAGGCGGCCAUCUCGAAGGUGUUUGCGUCCGAGUCGGCCUGGUACGUGUGUGAUGAGGCGAUCCAGAUUCUGGGCGGUAUGGGCUUCAUGAAGGACUGUGGGCUGGAGCGCGUGAUGCGUGAUCUGCGUAUCUUCCGCAUCUUCGAGGGCACGAACGAUAUUCUGCGCCUGUUUGUGGCGCUUACCGGCAUCCAGUACGCCGGAUCGCAUCUGAAGGAGCUGCAGCGUGCGUUCAAGAAUCCGGCCACCAACAUGGGUUUGAUCUUUAAGGAAGGAUCGCGGCGCGCAAUCCGUAGCAUCGGGUACGGUGGUACGGAUCUGAGCACGUACGUUGCGGACCCGUUGAAACAGUCCGCGAAACAGUGCUCCGAGUGUAUCGAUCUGUUCGGGCAGACGGUGGAAUCGUUGCUGAUCAAGUACGGCAAGAAGAUCGUCGACGAGCAGUUCCUGUUGAACCGGUUGGCCGAUGCGGCGAUCGAUACGUACGCUAUGGCGGUGGUGCUGUCCCGUGCAAGUCGAUCGGUGCGAAAGGAUCUGCCCUCGGCCGAACAUGAAGUGCUGAUGACGAAAGCCUGGUGUCACGAGGCCAGCGAUCGUGUGCGUGUGAACAUUCGCAAAAUUAACACCGAUUCGUUCGUGAAAAACUACGGCGUGAUGUCGCAGAUCUCGAAGAACAUCUGUGCCAACAACGGAAUCGCACACAACAACCCGCUCGACAUCGAGUAAGGCCCGGUCUCGCAAUAGCCCGCGGUCCACGGUAACGGAACCGACACGACACGAUGAAAACCCACCCGCCUACAAGAAGAUUCCAAACAUUUCGCCCGUGAAAGUUUCUUAAAGUGAAUCGUGAUUUGGCGCUAUGGGUGACAACCAAACGAACAAUUUAAUGGUGCGCUGUCCAUCUCUGCUACGGUAUGGGGUUUUCGAGCGUAGAAUCAAAUCAGAACGCAUUGAUGAGACACGCGAGCAGGGGAAGAUUGUGCUAGAUGUAAUAGUUUAAUUUUUCUUCCUUA
Molecule: messenger RNA, 2405 nt
Organism: Anopheles stephensi (Asian malaria mosquito)
Lineage: Eukaryota; Metazoa; Arthropoda; Insecta; Diptera; Culicidae
Product: very long-chain specific acyl-CoA dehydrogenase, mitochondrial-like
Exons: 4
Coding region: 220-2118 (632 amino acids)
Molecular function (GO): very-long-chain fatty acyl-CoA dehydrogenase activity; flavin adenine dinucleotide binding; fatty-acyl-CoA binding
Source: RefSeq, a predicted model, not a curated record